This is a messenger RNA of Diversispora eburnea, 402 nucleotides long. The record is from the annotation of a GenBank genome assembly. Lineage: Eukaryota; Fungi; Glomeromycota; Glomeromycetes; Diversisporales; Diversisporaceae.
AUGAUAAAAAAACUUUUUGGUCAAUGUGCUACUAGCGACUUAGAAAAACCUCAAGAGCGAUACAGGAGUACAACUGACUAUGCAUUGGAAAAGACUUUAACAGGAACAGCAUAUGAGAUACUUUGUCCAGAAAUUAAAUUAGAUGAUAAUUCAAAAUUAGUUGAAGAGUUAAAAAUAAAAAUUCAAGAAUUAAAAACUCAAUUAGAAACUGUAAUAAAACCAAUAUCUGCAGGUAAUAGUGCUGAUGAAUUUAUAAAAUUAAUUGAAAACUGGGAUCCAAAUCUUUAUCGCUUUUUUCGUAUAAUUUUUCAAUUUAUGAAUCCUAACACAAAAAUAUUAAAAACAAAAGAAGCUCUAAAACAAAAGGUUAUGUUACUUUGUUAUCAAAUAGAAGCAUUAUGA